CCCAGGCCCUUCGGCUGCUCCAACUGCGGCAAGGACUUCAAGAGGGCGCAGGGGCUGAAGAUCCACCGGCGGGUGCACACGGGCGAGAGGCCCUAUGGCUGCUCCACCUGCGGCAAGAGCUUUGCCCAGUCGUCGGGGCUGCGGAAGCACCGGCGGGUGCACAGCAGUGAGCGGCCCUUCACCUGCUCCGACUGCGGCAAAGGCUUCAAGUCGUCCACACACCUGCAGGUGCACAGGUGCCUGCACACCGGGGAGCGGCCCUACACCUGCAGCGACUGCGGCAAGGGUUUCACCCGCUCCGACCGCCUGCUGAAGCACCAACGUACCCACACCGACGAGCACCCCUUCACCUGCGCCCUGUGCGGCAAGGGCUUCUCACACUCCACCAAACUGCUAUCCCAUCAGCGGGUGCACGCCAGCGACCGUCCCGUCCCCAGCCCGCUGUAUGCAGAGCGCUUUGCCGUGGCUUCCCACGCCUUGCCUCACCAGCGCAUGCACACCAGUGGCCAGCCCUACGACUGCCCGUACUGCGGUGAGAAGUUUGACAGCUCGCGGGGGUUGCGGCAGCACCGGCGGGCCCACAUCGGCGAGCGGCUGCUCCCACUGCGGCAAGCGUUUCAAGAGCGCACGGGAGCUGAGGGAGCACCAGCGGAUACACACCAGAGAGAGACCCUUUGUGUGCGCUGAGUGUGGCAAGGGUUUCACCCGCACGUCAAGCCUGUGGCAGCACUGGCAUACCCACAGCAGUGAGCGUCCCUUCCCCUGCCCGUCCUGUGGCAAGGACUUCACUCGCCUUGACCACCAGCUAGAACACCGGUGAAUCCACACUGGCCAACGCCCUUUACUAGCCCACUCUGUGGCAAGGCCUUUGCCAGCUCCUCCAGACUGCUGGCACACUGCGACAUGGAUAGGCACUGUUUAGGUAGACACAAAAUGCUGGAAGGAAUGGGUAACGCUUUGGGUCGAGACCCUCUUCAGUCUCAACCCGAAAUGUCACCCAUUCCUUCUCUCUACAGAUGGUGACUAACCCGCCGAGUUACUGCAGCACUUCAUGUUAGAGUCCUAGAGUGAUACAGUGUGGAAACAGGCCCUUCGGCCCAACUUACCCACACAGACGAAUAUGUCCCAGCUACACUAGUCCCACCUGCCCGCGUUUGGUCCAUAUCCCUGCAAACUUGUCCUAUCCACGUACCUGUCUAACUGUAUCUUAAAUGUUGGGAUAGUCCAAGCCUCAACUACCUCCUCUGGCAGCUUGUUCCGUAUACCCACCACCCUUCGUGAGAAAUAGUUACCCCUCAAAUUCUUCAAGUCAAGUCACGUCAAUUUUAUUUCUAUAGCACAUUUAAAAACAACUCUCGUUGACCAAAGUGCUUUACUUCAGUGCAGGUACUAACGUGCUACAUACAGUGGUACAUAGAUCUAACGCAUGUGAGUAGAAAUAGGUUUUAAGUCUAGACUUAAAGGAGUCGAUGGAGGGGGCAGUUCUGAUGAGAAGAGGGAUGCUGUUCCAUAGUGUAGGUGCAUACAUAUUUGUAUACAUAUAGGAGGAGCUCCAAAUUGAUUCUGUACCGUACUGGGAGCCAGUGGAGAGAGGCCAGAAUCGGGGUGAUGUGGUCCUUUUACGGGUACCUGUCAGAAGUCUUGCUGCGGCUUUGGACCAAUUGCAUGCGGGACAGGGAUCAUUGGCUGAUGCCAGUGUGUAGGGCGUUGCAGUAAUCAAGGCGGGAGGAGAUAAUAGACAAUAGGUGCAGGAGUAGGCCAUUUGGCUCUUCGAGCCAGCACCGCCAUUCAAUGUGAUCAUGGCUGAUCAUCCCCAAUCAGCACCCCGUUCCUGCCUUCUCCCUGAUUCCGCUAUUUGUAAGAGCCAUAUCUAGCUCUCUCUUGAAAGCAUCCAGAGAACCUGCCUCCACUGCCCUCUGAGAAUUCCACACUCACCACUCUGUGAGAAAAAGUGUUUCCUCGACUCCGUUCUAAAUGGCUUACUCCUUAUUCUUAAACUGUGGCCCCUGGUUCUGGACUCCCCCAACAUCGGGAACAUGUUUCCUGCCUCUAGUGUGUCCAAGCUCUCAACAAUCUUAUGUGUUUCAAUGAGAUACCCUCUCAUCCUUCUAAUCUCCAGAGUGUACAAGCCCAGCUGCUCCAUUCUCUCAGCAUAUGACAGUCCAGCAAUCCCGGGAAUUAACCUUGUAAAUCUACGCUGCACUCCCUCAAUAGCAAGAAUGCCCUUCCUCAAAUUAGGGGACACAAUACUCCAGGUGUGGUCUCACUAGGGCUCUGUACAACUGCAGAAGGACCUUUUUGCUCCUUUAUUCGAUUCCUCUUGUUAUAAAGGCCAACAUGCCAUUCGCUUUCUUCACAGCCUGCUGUACCUGCAUGAUUACUUUCAUAGACGGACCCCCAGAUCCCUCUGUACUUCCUCUUUUCCCAACUUGACGCCAUUUAGAUAGUAAUCUGCCUUCCUGUUUUUGCUACCAAAGUGGAUAACCUCAUGUUUAUCCGCAUUAAACUUCAUCUGCCAUGCAUCUGCCCACUCCCCCAACCUGCCCAAGUCACCCUGCAUUCUCAUAGCAUCCUCCUCACAGUUCACACUGCCACCCAGCUUUGUGUCAUCUGCAAAUUUGCUAAUGUUACUUUGAAUCCCUUCAUCCAAAUCAUUGAUGUAUAUUGUAAAUAUCUGCGGUCCCAGCACCGAGCCUUGCAGUACUCCACUAAUCAUUGCCUGCCAUUCUGAAAGGGACCCGUUAAUCCUUACUCUUUGUUUCCUGUCUGCCAACCACUUCUCUAUCCAUGUCAGCACUCCACCCCCAAUACCAUGUGCCCUAUUUGCCCACUAAUCUCCCAUGUGGGACCUUAUCAAAUGCUUUCUGAAAGUUCAGGUACUCUACAUCAACUGGCUUUCUCUUGUCCAUUUUCCUAGUUACAUCUUCAAAAAAUUCCAAAAGAUUAGUCAAGCAUGAUUUCCCCUUCGUAAAUCCAUGCUGACUUGGACCGAUCCUGUUACUGCUAUCCAAAUGUGCGGCUAUCUCAUCUUUUAUGAUUGACUCCAGCAUCCAGCGCAGGUAUAUGGGACUAGGGGAGAUUAUGUGUUCGGCACGGACUAGAAGGGUCGAGAAGGCCUGCUUCCGUGCUGUAAUUGUUAUAUGGUUAUAUUUAUAUGGUUAUCUUCCCCACCACCGAUGUCAGGCUAACUGGUCUAUAAAUGUGUGGAUGAUCUUUUCAAAGUCGUCGAAUUGGAGGAAUGGUUUGAUUUUAACUAUUGUGCGAAGCUGGAAGAAGCCACCUUUUACCACAGCAUUGACUUGUUUGUCAAACUUCAAUGCGGAGUCAAAUAUCACGGCAAGGUUUUUGACGUGCGGUUUGAUUAAGGAGGUUAGGCUUCCAAGGCUGCCUGCUAUCGUUUUGAUGGCCUCCGAGGGGCCGAGUAGGAUGACCUCAGACUUGCUCUCGUUUAGUUGGAGGACGUUCUGCACCAUCCAACACUUUAUAUUCUCGAGGCAGAGCAUAAGGCUGAGUUGAUUUGAUUGGUUGUUGGGUUUCAGGGAGAGAUAGAGUUGUGUAUCGUCUGCAUAACAGUGGAAGGAAAUGCCGUGCCUUUGAAUGACUUGGCCUAGAGGGAGCAUAUACAGAGAGAAGAGAAUGGGGCCUAGGAUGGAGCCUUGUAGGUAAGGCAUUAGUUGAUUUAGAAUUACCUUUUCAAGAACUUUUGAAACGAAAGUCAGUUUGGAAAUGGGUCUGUAGUUGCUCAGCAAGGUGGGGUCAAGGUUAGGUUUUUUCAGGAGGGGCUGGACCAGCGCGUGCUUGAAGCAGGUAGGAACAGUGCCAGUGGCCAGAGAACUUAUUAAAUCUUUUCCCCUUCACCUUGAACCCAUGCCCUCUGGUCAUCAAUUCCCCCACUCGGGGCAAGAGAUUCUGUGCAUCUAACUAAAUUGUGUUAGAAACAUAGAAAAUAGGUGCAGGACGAGGCCAUUCAGCCCUUUGAGCCAGCACCGCCAUUCAUUGUGAUCAUGGCUGAUCGUCCCCAACCAACCCGUGCCUGCCUUCUCCCCAUAUCCCUUGAUACCACUAGCCCCUAGAGCUCUAUCUAACUCUCUCUUAAAUCCAUCCAGUGAUUUGGCCUCCACUGCCCCUCUGCGGCAGGGAAUUCCACAAAUUCACAACUCUCUGGGUGAAAAUGUUUUUUUCUCACCUCCGUCUUAAAUGGCCUCUGCUUUAUUCUAAGACUGUGGCCCCUGGUUCUGGACUGGCCCAACAUUGGGAACAUUUAACCUGCAUCUAGCUUGCCCAGUCCUUUUAUAAUUUUAUAUGUUUCUAUAAGAAUCCCCCUCAUCCUUCUAAACUCCUGCGAAUAUUGUCAAUGGAACUGAUGCGCUACAAUGCUAAAAACUAUAUUUUGCAGUCUGAUCUAUCUACUGUACUUGAGCAUAACUCAAUUGCAUUGACGUAUAGUAUCUACCUGCCUGGAUAGCAUGAUUUUUCACUGUACCUCGGGACACGUGACAAUAAUAUGCCUGAACCUAAACCAAGAUUCCAGCAUCUGCAGUUUCUUGUCUCCCUCACCUAUAUCCAUCUAUCACUUCUGAAGAAGGGACUCAACCUGAAAAGACACCCAUGCCUUCUCACUAGAGAUGCUGCCUGUCCCGCUGAGUUACUCCAACAUUUUUAGUCCACUUAUCACCUGCCAGGCUUUGUCCAGCCCCCAUCUCUUUUUUCCAGGUUCCUCCCCUCACCCUCUCCAGUCAGUCUGAAAAGAAGGGUCCUGACUCAAAACAUUGUCUGUCCAUUCCCUCUAAAGCGGUGGAGGAACUACAGGCCGCAUCUGUAGAGGGAAGGGAAUCUAAGGCGACCACUCCCACCUCUCCUUUCCAACUUUCUCCACCCCCCCACAUCAAGCAGUCUGAAGAAGGGUCCCGACCCAGAAUAUUGCCUGUCCAUGCUCUCCACAGUUGCGCGUUACUCCGGUAGAUUGUGUCUCUUUUUGUAAACCAGCAUCUGCUGUUCCUUGUAUCUAGACUAGGCGUGCAUUUCAUCCUACACUUGCGCUCGGUCCGCCAAGGCCUGCUGGAUCUCCCGGUUUCCAACCAUUUUAACUCCCCUUCCCACUCCCACACUGAUCUUUUUGUCCUGGGCCUCCUUCAUUGCCAGAGUGAGGUGAAACUGGAGGAAUAAGCAAUAACCUCAUAGCUUACAGCCCAAUGACAUGAUCAUUGAAGGUAGACAAAAUUGCUGGAGAAACUCAGCUGGUACGGCAGCAUCUAUGGAGCAAAGGUAAAGGGCAACGUUUUGGGCCAAAACCCUUCUUCAGACUGAUGCAGGGUGCGGGGGCAGGAAGAAGAGGACCCAGAGGGCUGAGGGAGAGCUGAGAAGGGGAGGAGAUAGCAAGGGCUACCGGAAAUUGGAAAAGUCAAUGUUCAGGCCACCGGGAUGCAGAAUGCCCAGAAUACGAGGUGCUGCUCCUCCAGUUUCCGGUGGUGCUCACUCUGGCGAUGGAGGAGGCCCAGGACAGAAAGGUCGGAUUGGGAGGGGGAGUUGAAGUGCUGAACCACAGGGAGAUCAGGUUGGUUAAUGCGGACCGAGCGGAGGUGUUUGGCGAAACGAUCGCCAAGCCUACGCUUGGUC
Messenger RNA from Leucoraja erinaceus (little skate), 5616 nucleotides. Its product is annotated as zinc finger protein 239-like. NCBI's taxonomy places the organism in Eukaryota, Metazoa, Chordata, Chondrichthyes, Rajiformes, Rajidae. The annotation marks the transcript as partial. The record is from RefSeq and is a predicted model, not a curated record. The transcript has a single exon. Gene Ontology annotation, biological process: regulation of transcription by RNA polymerase II. Gene Ontology annotation, molecular function: DNA-binding transcription factor activity, RNA polymerase II-specific; RNA polymerase II cis-regulatory region sequence-specific DNA binding.